CGUACUCGGUUACGCCAAUCUCACGUAACAUUUCCUUCCCCAACUUCGCACUCUCGAAUUCCCGGUGACUCCCAAGUCUCAGUCACGAAAGAAAAACAACGUCACAUUACACACACGCACGCACGCAACUAACACAACAGGAACAUCAACAACAACAACAAGAAAAAUUUCACAAACCUUAAAAUCUUGUCAUUUGGUUUCACACCCACAGAGAGAGAGAGAGAUUCUUUCAGAGAAUCGCAUUGAAUCCAUUUUCGUAAAACAUAACAUAACAUGUCUAAUCAUCAUCAUUCCUCCAAUCCCUUCGCAUCAUCCUCAUCCACUCACUCCGAUUCCGAUUCCGACUCAGUGAGUUGCUUCGUCACCGAUCUCUUCGAAACUCGCCUCUGCUCCUGCGACGACGACACUGACAUAAACCCCUUUUCCGACGUCGUUUGCGACCUCCACCGUACGGAGCAUGUGUUAGGGUUAGGGUUUGGCGUUGAAAUUGAUCCCCAUAGCCAAACGAAUGGGGAUAAUCAUCAUCGUGAUCGGGUUUUCGAUGCUGAUAGAGUUUUCAAUUUCACGGUGGGGGAUGGUUCGAGCGGGGUUAGGGUUGUAGGGUUUGGUUUGGAUUCCGAAUCGAGUAGCGAGGAGGGUGGGAUUCGCGAUGGCGGUGGGUUUGAGGAUUUCGAUGCUCGAUUGUGUUGGGAUAGUCUCUGUUUGGAGGAUCAGAGGACGCUGAAUGAGGGGUUUGAAUGGGAGGAGGUGGAGGAGAGGGUGAACGAGAGAGAGGAUUUGGGUUUGGUGGUUGAUGAGGUUGAGAUUGAAAUUGAAGGUGAUGAUGGCGAUGGGAAUUCGGUGGCGUCAGGGUUCACUAAUGCCGUUGAGGAGGAAGAAGAGGAGGAGGAGGAGGAUGCCGGGGAAGAGGCGCUGAGGUACCUCGAAUGGGAGAUUCUCUUGGCGGUUAACAAUUCGGAGAGGAAUGUGAAUGGUGUGUUGGAGCACGAGGGCAAUGCUGUUGGUGGUGCUGAUUUCUUAACAAUUCAGGAUGGUUAUGUGUAUGCCGCAGAGUAUGAUGUUUUGUUCGGGCAGUUUCUUGAGAAUGAGAGUGCCUUGAAGGGAAGCCCUCCGGCUGCGAAGAGUGUUGUGGAGAGUCUCCCGUUGGUGGAGUUGUCGAAGGAGGAGUUGUUGCAGGGGAAGAACGUGGCGUGCGCCAUUUGCAAAGAUGAGAUUUUGUUGGAGGAGAAGGUCCGGAGGUUGCCUUGCUCGCAUUGUUAUCACGGGGACUGCAUUUUUCCGUGGUUGGGCAUUCGCAACACGUGCCCGGUUUGUCGGUUUGAGCUGCCCACAGAUGAUCCGGACUAUGAGCAGGGGAAGGUCAAUAGGGCUGCUCGUGGUCUGUUGGAGCUUGCGGCAGCACGGAUGCAAUUUUGACUUGUCUGUUGUUGCUUCAGGUUAUACACUCGGUCUUAUGUAUAUAGCAGUUUGCUUUGUCUCAUACAACUGAUGAUGAUGAUGAGAACAAAUCUUUUGUAAGUAGUUUUCGUGUUGUGGUGGUUUUGGAAUAAGUUUCAUACCAUGUUGCAUGCUCUGGAUAUACCCAAAAUGAAUGCCUGUCAAUACUCAGUUUAUAUUCAAAUAAUUAAAGUGUACAGCAAGAAGGACCAUGUUAAUGGUUUACUGUUCCUUUUAAUGAAAUUCUGUUAUAAUUUUUGGAUUUAUGAAGUUCUGUGUUCAGAA
Glycine soja is the source of this 1722-nucleotide messenger RNA. Its product is annotated as E3 ubiquitin-protein ligase Praja-2-like. Gene Ontology annotation, molecular function: ubiquitin protein ligase activity. The record is from RefSeq and is a predicted model, not a curated record. Gene Ontology annotation, biological process: protein ubiquitination. Lineage: Eukaryota; Viridiplantae; Streptophyta; Magnoliopsida; Fabales; Fabaceae. The transcript has a single exon. Gene Ontology annotation, cellular component: cytoplasm. The coding region runs from base 274 to 1416 and encodes 380 amino acids.